UACAAGCCCUAAAAAUUCAGAAACUUGUGUUAUCUCGAUUAACGACAGUCGCCGAGUGAGAGAGAGAGAGAUGACGCUAAACGAUGAGCAAGAGCACGAGGUGUACGGUGGAGAGAUCCCAGAGGAGGAAGGAGAGAUGGAGACGGACGAGUACGAGGAGCACGGGGGAGAAGAAGGCGGCGCCGCAGGAGACGAGGAGCUUGAGCCAGGCUCUAGCGCUAAGGAUCUAGAGGAUAUGAAGAAGCGAAUCAAGGAGAUUGAGGAAGAAGCUGGAGCUUUGCGUGAAAUGCAAGCCAAAGCUGAGAAAGAGAUGGGCGCUGAUCAAGAUCCAUCAGGUGCUAUUAGUUCGGCUGAGAAGGAGGAAGUUGAUUCCCGUUCAAUCUAUGUUGGCAAUGUGGACUAUGCAUGUACCCCAGAGGAAGUCCAGCAACAUUUCCAGUCCUGUGGAACAGUCAACAGGGUUACGAUUCUGACAGAUAAGUUUGGCCAACCCAAAGGUUUUGCCUACGUCGAAUUCGUGGAAGAAGAUGCCGUUCAGAAUUCUCUUAUCUUGAACGAGUCAGAGCUGCAUGGUCGUCAGAUAAAGGUAUCAGCAAAGAGAACUAACGUCCCUGGAAUGAGACAAUUCCGAGGAAGGCGCCCCUUUAGACCCAUGAGAGGAUUCAUGCCUGGAAUUCCAUUUUAUGCUCCAUAUGCUUAUGGGAGAGUUCCCAGGUUCAGACGGCCAAUGCGCUACAGGCCAUACUGAUUUAAAGCAAAAUUGGUGGUAAAAGUAGCUGCUGCCUUUUGCUUCAGUAAGGCUAUUAUCAUCAACACGUGUUUCAUUAGGCGCACAAGUUGCUACGGUUAAACAGAGAUGGUGUUGAAGAAUUUUAUGGCGGAAGAGAGAGAGGCAAAGAAGAAGAAAUAUGUUUAGAUUUUGUGUAACAUUUUGAGUUGGUUUCUUUUUUUUAAUCUUUUGCAACACUUAGUCAUAAAACUCAUAAAGCUCUAUAUUGAGAAUGACCUUCCACAUUA
Molecule: messenger RNA, 1017 nt
Organism: Brassica oleracea var. oleracea
Lineage: Eukaryota; Viridiplantae; Streptophyta; Magnoliopsida; Brassicales; Brassicaceae
Product: polyadenylate-binding protein 1
Exons: 6
Coding region: 71-748 (225 amino acids)
Molecular function (GO): RNA binding
Source: RefSeq, a predicted model, not a curated record